Messenger RNA from Puccinia graminis f. sp. tritici CRL 75-36-700-3, 1711 nucleotides. RefSeq lists its product as uncharacterized. Lineage: Eukaryota; Fungi; Basidiomycota; Pucciniomycetes; Pucciniales; Pucciniaceae. The transcript has 11 exons. Gene Ontology annotation, cellular component: membrane; endoplasmic reticulum. Gene Ontology annotation, biological process: transmembrane transport. The coding region runs from base 188 to 1711 and encodes 507 amino acids. The record is from RefSeq and is a predicted model, not a curated record.
CCUCGCCCAUAUAUAAGAGUAGAGAGGGGCGAUGGAAUUCGGAGGAGCUGAUGCCCUAUCACUUCGCCACCCCUAGCAAAUCAAAGGAAAUCUCGAAUUAUUCUGCUUCUAGGCUGGUAUUUUGUAAAUCGGUCGGCCGUUGUUUUCCCGUUUCUGGUCUCAUUCACCGGUGCAGCUGUCGAAGGCAAUGGAGAUUAAAGUUGGUGAUAUUUUGCGCACUGUCGCCGCAUCUAUACUGCAGAUCGCAGUUUUUUGUCUGAUAGGAUAUAUUGCAGCGCGACGAGGGAUACUGGAUGUAAAAGUCCGCCGACAGAUGAGCCGAGUGAAUGUAGCUGUGUUCACACCGGCAUUAAUGUUCGGUAAAGUCGCCUUCAGUCUUACUCCGCAAAUUUUAUCCAACCUUUGGGUCAUCCCAGUUGGUUACUUGAUCCUAAGCUGCGCAUCAGCAGCUGUAGCAUGGGCGUUAGGAACAUGCUUUAGACUUUCCAAGAUCAGGCGAAACCUAGCAGUAGCAGGGGCGACAUUCAUGAAUUCGAAUACCUUGCCAAUCGCAUUGAUGCAGACUAUGUCAAGUUCUCCCUUUCUCAAAUGGAAAGCGGAUGACACAUCCGAGACGAUACUAGAGAGAUCAUUCCAAUACCUCGUCCUAUGCACCGUUCUUGGCGCCCUGUUGCGCUGGUCCGUAGGAAUCACACUGCUUAAUUCGUCUGAAGAACCCGUGGCGUCCUCAAACGAAACGGUGGCCAAAGCCAACACCCAACACGUGCCAAUGGCCACCAAUCCUGCUACUCCUCUCGAGUCCAAUUCAAAUUGCGACAAUUCACAUCCUUUCGGGGGUCUGAUUUCGCGGCCUGAAAGCCUCGUGGUCUCGCGAUUGCAUCGAGAGGUUAAUUCCAGCUACCUGGCCCCCAUGACCCCCAACUCUGCCAUGUCGGGCUACGAUCUGGAGGCCCUAACACCAGCUACCCCAUCUGGUGAUCACGCAGAGUUUCAAAACAAUGUUCUGAUAAACCCCAAGACAGGGAGAGGGGGCGAAGAGACAAGGAAAACAAAGUGUCUUUGCGAAGCUUGGCGUGGCGUUUGCCGCACGACCAGCAGAUUGAAAAAGCGUCUGGCGCCUCCCAAAAAGUUCCUCGAGGUAGUUGGUGAACUCCUGAACCCACCACUACUUUCUUCGCUUGCUGCCAUAUUUGUGGCCUGCAUUACACCCCUCCAGCAAGGACUUGGAAAGAUCAGACCAUUGAGAGAUUUCAUUUCGAUGGCGGGUGCUGUUGCCAUCCCACUCACACUAGUGCUACUUGGUGCAUUUUUCUACCGGCCUCCAAAAGAUAAAAAACCGCUGAUGGAAGAUGAAAAAACUCAGCUCAUCAAGGAGAAGCGGAGCCACUCGCGGAGAACCUUUACAGACAUAACCCUCACUCUCCUUGCCCGUCAUAUCAUAACCCCGCUCAUCAUGCUUCCCAUCUUGGCCGUUAUCUGCCAACGUUCACACCUUGAAGUAUUCAAGGACCCCGUCUUCAUCCUGUCCGCCACUCUGAUCGUCGGCGCCCCACCUGCAAUCACAUUGGCUCAAAUGACAUCAAAGGCAAAUAUGGAUUUCUUCGACGAGAUGGUCUCGAAGUUGUUGUUGUGGUCAUACGCCCUCGCCACUCCUAUAACUACCAUCUGCCUUGUCUUGGGAGCCAUGCUUAUAUACGAUUCCAUUCAAUAA